CCAGCAGCCCCACGUGCCUCUCUCACGUGACACCCAUCCUCUUAUUUAUCUACUCCAAUCCCCACUCUUCUAACUCCUCCUCCUCCUCCACUUCCUCCCAAAUGGCUCAUCAAUGGCUCCCCGAUUCCACCCUUGUCCCCGCCGCCACUACUCCGCCGCCCUCAUCCGAUGGGGUCCGUGUCGCCAAGCCGGUCCGGAAGCGCUCCAGAGCCUCUAGACGAACCCCAACCACUUUACUCAACACCGACGCUGCCAAUUUCCGAGCCAUGGUCCAGCACUUCACUGGCGGCCCUUCCCAUACCCUCCACAAUUUCGCCGCAUUCGACCCAACUCCCGCUGCCUACCAUCUCCAACAACCGCCGUAUCUCUUCCCGUUCCAGAACCACCCUCCGCCGCACCAACCGCCCUUCAUGUUCUCCGCCGGUGAGGGGUUUUUUCAUGAGGAGUCGAGGAGUAAUAAUAGUAAUGUUGAUUACAUGGGGCUGUAUGAUGGGUCCUCUCUGGCGGCUCAGAAUCAUCGCCCGGCGUAACUCCGGCACGGCGGCCGGAUUCGACGGUAGCUUUUUUUUUUUUUUUUUUUUUUUUUUUGG
Messenger RNA from Cucurbita maxima (winter squash), 590 nucleotides. Its product is annotated as VQ motif-containing protein 22-like. The record is from RefSeq and is a predicted model, not a curated record. Bases 102 to 530 code for a protein of 142 amino acids. The transcript has a single exon. Lineage: Eukaryota; Viridiplantae; Streptophyta; Magnoliopsida; Cucurbitales; Cucurbitaceae.